Molecule: messenger RNA, 2621 nt
Organism: Gasterosteus aculeatus aculeatus (three-spined stickleback)
Lineage: Eukaryota; Metazoa; Chordata; Actinopteri; Perciformes; Gasterosteidae
Product: protein-lysine 6-oxidase
Biological process (GO): peptidyl-lysine oxidation; collagen fibril organization
Molecular function (GO): copper ion binding; protein-lysine 6-oxidase activity
Source: RefSeq, a predicted model, not a curated record
UACCCAGAUUGAAGGGUAACAUUGAGAUGACUUCACACCAGUGCGUAAAGUUUGCAAAGCAAACCUCCUUGUGUAAGUUAGUUGUGUAACAAAACGUAGCCACGGUGAGGCGCGGGUUAAAUCUUCUUCUUCUCGGAAGUUUGACUUUGCGUAAUCGAACUGAAUUCGAUAAACAAAAGUUCUCCCUUCCUCCUCUCCUCUCUACUUGUCAGUCCUCCUGAGAACUGAUAUGUUGUGUCGUGCAGGAGCUGCAACUGAGAGCGCACUCCUGCUUUUUAGCCACAAUUUGCACGCAAUUCAUCAUAAUCUAAUGUAUCUUUGAUUUAAUCACAGGAUUCUUUUAUUUUUUCUGUUUCGUUGCCAUGGCAAAAUUGUCACUUUUAUUUUUAUUCUUUUUCAAUGGGCAACUUCCCCUCAUCUUUGGGCAGCAGCAGCAGCAGCUGCAGCAGCAGCGCGCAGCUGGCCCCUGGCGGCACCGCAUCCAGUGGGAGAACAACGGGCAGGUUUAUAGUUUGGUGAGCACUGGUUCCGAGUACAUUGCUCCGGCUCAGUCCCGGGGCCAGUCCAGGUUGUACGUUGCCGGCCGGAGGGAAAGCACCCGGAGCCGAACGCCGGAAGCGCACAGAAGAGCGACGGUUGACCGACCGGUGUCGACUGAGUCCAGACAGUUCAGGACUGAUCACAACGCGGGGACCAGAUCUACUUCUUCGGUGCGCGAUGUUAGACAGAAUGCGCCAAUUCAUGGCCGCGCGUCAGGCGCGAGACAGCAGCCAGAGCGCGCUCACCGAGCAGCAGCUGCGGGCCAUCUGGGCGCACGUCGCUUUAACAAUGAACACGCCAUCGCCAUCAAUGCCUCUGCGCAGGGGAGGCUCACCGAUUUCGCGGGCACGAGAGGAGGUGACGGUAGGGGUGCUGCCGCGCUGCACACCAGAGGAGGAGAUCCGGGACCCGGUGCGCAGGACCAACAGUUACGCGCGGUGCCAGAGGCGAUGGCUGUCUCCAGGCAACAUGCGCAGACGAAUCAAGGCCGCUCAAUGUAUCCAACAACUCUGGAACGGGAAUCUGAGGCCCAUGCUGCAUCCCCUGCACUGAGAGAUGAUGAUUCCAACGGCAAUGGAGAGGACAUGGUUAAUGACGACCCUAGAAACCCGUUUAAAAACCACAUGAAUUCGGUUUUCUACAACUCCUACCCCGCAAGAGGGAGGUCAGUGACCCGCACGCGUCGUCCCUCUGGCACAGGAUAUGGAACAAGAUAUUUCCAAAAUGGACUUCCAGACCUCAUACCAGACCCGUAUGCUAUCCAGGCCGGUGCUUAUAUCCAACGCAUGCAGAUGUUUGCUCUCCGCUGUGCCGCUGAGGAGAACUGUCUCGCCAGGUCGGCUUACGGACCUGCCGUGAGAGACAUCGACUUCAGAGUCCUGCUGCGGUUCCCACAGAAAGUAAAGAACCAAGGCACCACUGACUUCCUUCCAGUCAAGCCGAGGUAUCAGUGGGAUUGGCACAGCUGUCACCAACACUUCCACAGCAUGGAGGCCUUCAGUAACUACGACCUGCUGGACAUCACCACUGAAAGGAAAGUUGCAGAGGGUCACAAGGCCAGUUUUUGCCUGGAGGACACCGGCUGUGACCCCGGAUUCAGGCGGCGCUACGCCUGCACGUCUCACACACAGGGACUGAGUCCGGGCUGCCACGACACCUACGCUGCAAACAUCGACUGUCAGUGGAUCGACAUUACGGACGUACCUCCAGGAAACUACAUCCUGAAGGUUACUGUCAAUCCCAAUUUCCACGUCCUGGAGUCAGACUUCACCAACAACGUAGUGAGAUGUGAUAUCAUAUACACAGGAACUUAUGUCCAGACACGCAACUGUCGGGUAUCAAGAGGGUGAAAUCUUCCAUUUGAACCAACAUCUCUACCAGGUCAGCGCAGCAUCGACUCUACGACUAACAAAACGUGGGUAAAGUGUUUAAUCGAAACUGUGUGCUGCACCACAGAUGUGCUAUAGUCUAAUAUUUCAUGUACUGCAAAUAAAUUCAAACGUUUACACGUAUUUGGUACAUCAAACUAGUGAUAACGACAUUUACUUGAUUAUGUAUUUCUACCAAAGUGCCUUAAGUCGUGAUGUACUGUGUCCAGAUACAUUUUCCUUGAACGCUGGUUAUUGCUUAGAUUGUUGCCUCACGUUGUCUUUGUCUUGUUUGUCUUUUUUUUGCUAUUAUGUGUUCCGUUUUCUUUAUUUUCGUUAUUGUCAAUAAAUCAUUAACACAUUAAAGUCCCCUGCGGGGCCCAGCUAGCUGAUGGGCCGAGGAGUGAGGUAGUCUGGGUCAAGUAAAGGCAGAAAGGGGGUGAUUCCACGGCCCUUAGUGUCACAAGACUUCAGAAGACUUCUCUGGGGAUAGGACAACUUUCACCUUCAGCUAAAUGGAUCUCUGUAUGCGUUGACAAUAUGAAAAAUGCAGAAUAUCACUCACCCUUGAAUCACUUUGUGGUCACAUCAACAAAUUGCAAAUAAUCUCAUUUUAUGUUGAAUAGAAUGUGUAGUUUGCUGGGGAAUAUAUGCUUUGUGUAUAACUGAGUGAAUGAAAAAUAAAUGGGGGAAUCAGUUUUGUAAAAAUGUUAA